AUGGGUAACUGCGAUAGUCAAGUUGCUGACCAGGCGAAGAAAAACAAAAAAAUCAAUGCCGAGCUCAAUAACGCGAAGAAGCUUGAUGAGAACGUUAUAAAGUUGUUGCUGCUCGGAGCUGGAGAAAGUGGAAAGAGUACGAUAUUGAAGCAAAUGAAAAUCAUUCACGAUAAUGGAUUUUCACACGACGAAAGUAUUGAGAAGAAGAAUGUAGUGUGUGCAAAUACUGUUCAGUCGAUGGGCGCCCUUCUCGACGGAAUGGCUUCCCUUCAUAUUGAUUUCGGCUCGAAAAGCUGUUUGAAACACGAAAUUUUGAUUCGAAAAAUUCUAGGAAGUAAAGAGGAAUUUCAGCCGUUUACACCGGAAAUUUAUAAAGCCCUUAAAGCAUUAUGGUCCGAUAAAGGUGUGAGGAGUGCGUUUGACCAACGCGAGAACUUUUAUUUACACGACUCUGCUCAAUAUUUCUUGGAUUCACUUGAUAGAAUCAACGACACCAGUUAUAUGCCGACAGAGCAGGAUAUUCUACAUACGAGAAUUGCCACAAUGGGCGUCAUUGAAGUGAAUUUCAAAAUGAAGAAUAAGACAUGGAGAGUUUUUGAUGUUGGGGGCCAACGAUCGCAGCGAAAAAAGUGGAUUCAUUGUUUUGAUGACGCCAAGGCCUUGAUUUAUGUCGCUUCACUUUCAGAGUAUGACCAAGUUCUCAUGGAAGACAACGCCACGAACCGCAUGCAAGAGUCAUUGCAAUUAUUCAAGCAGGUCAUCAACAAUCGAUAUUUCCUCAAUACGUCCGUCAUUUUGUUCUUGAAUAAAAAAGAUUUGUUUGAGGAAAAGAUAAUGGUCAAGAAACGAUCACUUCGAAUCGCUUUUGAGAGCUACAAUGGUCCCGAUGAGAAUUAUGAGGCCGCAGUGAGCUACAUCGAGAAGCGCUAUAACGCUGUGAACGAGAACGCUGAGAAAAAUUUGUAUGUGCAUCACACAUGCGCCACCGACACCGAACAGGUGCAAUUCGUACUCGAUUCGGUGCUCGACACGAUUCUCUCCAGCAAGUUGAAAGGAUGCGGGCUAUAUUAA
This is a messenger RNA of Caenorhabditis bovis, 1071 nucleotides long. Lineage: Eukaryota; Metazoa; Nematoda; Chromadorea; Rhabditida; Rhabditidae. The record is from the annotation of a GenBank genome assembly.